Molecule: messenger RNA, 717 nt
Organism: Puma concolor (puma)
Lineage: Eukaryota; Metazoa; Chordata; Mammalia; Carnivora; Felidae
Gene: NUDT7
Product: nudix hydrolase 7
Biological process (GO): nucleoside diphosphate metabolic process; coenzyme A catabolic process
Molecular function (GO): manganese ion binding; magnesium ion binding; coenzyme A diphosphatase activity
Source: RefSeq, a predicted model, not a curated record
AUGUCUCCAGCUCGUUCUUCCCCGGAGCCUGUCAGAAACAGUCUGAUAGAUGAUGCGAAGGCCCGCUUAAAAGAGCAUGAUGCUGGGACCAGAUACUCUCAUUUGUCGUAUGACAAAUACUCUGUCCUUUUACCGUUGCUGGUGAAAGAAGGAAAACUCCAUUUGUUGUUCACCCUCCGGUCGGAGAAGCUACGCAGGUCUCCUGGAGAAGUUUGCUUUCCUGGAGGCAAGUGUGAACCCACAGAUGUGGAUGAUGUGGCCACGGCUGUCCGGGAAGCCCAGGAGGAAGUGGGGCUGUGCCCCCGUCAGGUGGAGGUCGUCUGCCGCCUGGUGCCGUAUCUGCUUGAGAGAGAUACGCUGAUAACCCCCGUUGUAGGAUUCAUAGACCACAAGUUCCAGGCCCAGCCCAAUCCCGAUGAGGUGAAGAAGGUGUUCCUGGUGCCUCUGGAAUAUUUCCUGCAUCCGCGGGUCUACCACCAGAGUCACAUGACACUUUCUGGCCAUGAUGUUGUUGUUCACUGCUUUGAGUACAGACAUCCUGAAGAUGACAUCACCUACCAGAUCAAGGGAGUAACGGCGAAACUUGCCCUGUUCGUUGCCUUAAUUAUUUUGGGGAAAAAACCCACCUUCGACGUUGAAUUUAAUCUCAGCGAUCUAAUGUCAUCCUCUGAAGAGGUCUUCCUGAAGCGGCAUAAACGUGCUACAAGCAAGUUAUGA